Lindgomyces ingoldianus is the source of this 897-nucleotide messenger RNA. RefSeq lists its product as uncharacterized. The coding region runs from base 1 to 897 and encodes 298 amino acids. NCBI's taxonomy places the organism in Eukaryota, Fungi, Ascomycota, Dothideomycetes, Pleosporales, Lindgomycetaceae. The transcript is spliced from 7 exons. The record is from RefSeq and is a predicted model, not a curated record.
AUGUCAGAAUCUCAUACUAACUCUCAGGGCAACAUGGAAGUAGCCAACUGUCACGCGCGUGUUCAAACCGACUUAUCCCAUCCCCGGCACUCUAUGUUUUAUCCAGCUCAUUCUUCGCCAUUUAUGCCUCUGGCUGAACAACGGGAGCUGUCGUUGAAUCAGAGGACGGAGUUUACUCAUAUGGUGCCAAUUGGCGAGGGCUUCAUGGCUGGUCCUGACCUGGUUGUCUAUCUGACGAAAAUGCCGACGGACCGGUAUACCUUCGCUACUUCAGCUGAGUUUGCUAGAGGAAGGAACACCGGGAGUAUAUUCUCCCUACGAGCUGAUUCGUUUGGCCGGUUUCGUGAUACUAGCUGUGCCAUGACUGCAUUGGUGGACAUGGCUGUGGUCUCGGGACUGGCAUUUACUAAUGAUCUUAGAAUGGAAGGUCCGUGGUCCAUAAGCCUGUCUCGAGAAACGUGGUGUCGGUCUCUAGACCCGAUAGCUAUGCCUGUGGCUAGGCCUAAGCUCGCAAGUCUAGAGAAGUCUUAUGAGCUACCAGAUUGGUACUCGCAUUCCAUUAUUCGGCUCUGGAUAGGUGAGAGACCGGCAAUGAUAGCAUCAACAACUUUGAGUCGAAGUGUUUUUGACUUAAUGGCCUCAGAUAGUUGUGUGUAUAGUGACCGGCAGUCAUUUGAUUUGAAGAAAGUAAAUGGUGGUUACAAAUCGAACAUGGUCGACUUCCGCUGCAACUCCUCAUUUAGUGUGGAACAUGACUGGGGUAGAAUUAAUCUGUUAACCAUCUCGCUAGAAUUAGGGAGAAUGUUAAUAAGCUGGAGAACCAGAGAGAUGAAUCGGAACGCAAUCAGUUCGUACUUAGGAAAGCAAGGUCUUUCUGGUACUACCAACCCUGGCUAA